AUGUAUCAGCCAUCAGAUACUCCUGCAGCCUCGGAUCAACCGCAGGAGAAUGUCGACUCAGCCUUCAAUCCUGGCGCUAACCAGGUGAUCGGAUUGAAAAAGAUCCCGCCGUACUGGUAUCCGUACACGACAAUGGCCAAGGGGCGAUGGUUGGGGCGAGAAAUACUUGAAGUUGUAUCGACGGAGUUCCGAGAUCGGUCGAUGGAAUACUACCGAUAUGCGCUCGAAUCCGGGGUUACGACUAUCAAUGGAAAAGUCGCAAAGCCUGAUACUAUCAUUCAAAACGGUGACCGCAUCGAAAACGUAGUUCAUAGGCAUGAACCUCCGGUGACGUCGUCCCCGGUCAAGAUACUUCACCAUGAUGUUGAGCGUGAAUUCAUCGUAAUCGACAAACCGGGAAGCAUCCCCGUACAUCCAUCAGGUCGCUACUACAAAAAUAGUCUAAUUGAAAUCUUGAAAGACGACUUCGGGUACAAAGAUGUAUACACCGUGAACCGCCUGGAUCGACUCACCUCCGGACUCAUGAUUGUUCCGCUCUCCUCGUCCCGCGCUAGAAUGGUGUCCGACGAGUUCAUCGAGGGAAAGGUGCAAAAAGAAUAUGUAGCAAGAGUGAAGGGUCAUUUCCCGCCUGAAGAAGUAAUCUGCGAAGAACCCCUCCUGACCGUCGACCGACAGAUGGGAUUGAAUAUAGUGCAUCCAGAGGGAAAGCCUGCGAAAACCAUCUUCACCAGGAUGCUCUAUGAUAAAGGGACGGACACGAGUGUUGUGCAUUGCCGGCCUCUGACAGGACGAUCCCACCAGAUUCGCGUUCAUUUGCAAUACCUUGGUCAUCCCAUAGCCAAUGAUGUUAUCUAUUCAGAAGAAAGGAUAUGGGGCGCGAAACUGGGGAAGGGUGGUUUAGACCUCACUCCGAGUGACGAACGGGCUGCGCCCAAGCCACCCAGCCACUUCACUCCAGAGGGAAAUCCGGAAUCCCUGACAAAAACGCACAACGACGCUGACAGCGACGGUACACUGAAGCCAAAACUGCUACCGCGAGAGACCGGGCAUGAUAUUGGUAUGGGCUCGCCUGUUCCACUUUCUGCUGAGGCUGUUGGCGUUAUUACUCGCCUGCGGAACAUGAAGGACGAGGACGAGGACUGGAGCCGCUGGCGCGAUGUCGUCUUUCGUGCGAAAGGCGCUCUCGUUCCCAAACACGCGCCUAUACCACUCCCGAAGUCCAAUAGACGUAAACGAGGGGGACCAGCAGAAUUCAUACGAGUCGCAAAUGCGGAGGAGACCAGUCAGACACAGAAGCGGGAGAGUCAACAGCCCUCGGAGCCCCCGCAGCUAUCAACUGAAGAAGCGUUAGCUAAGAUCACGGUCACCUCCGCGACGAAAGAACUUCCUACUAGCAACGCAAUAGCAGCCUCGGAAGAGAAAACGAUGCAUUCAGAGUCGCUACUCUAUUGCCCGGACUGCUACCUACCCUUGCAUCCGGAUCCGAAGCCGGAGAAGCUCUACAUUUUCCUGCACGCGUUGCGGUAUACAACCAGCCUCGGUUCCUUCGAGACCGAGAUGCCGGUGUGGGCGAGGGAGGGUUGGAAAUGGGAUCGUUCUUGA
Punctularia strigosozonata HHB-11173 SS5 is the source of this 1602-nucleotide messenger RNA. Its product is annotated as pseudouridine synthase. Gene Ontology annotation, biological process: pseudouridine synthesis. The record is from RefSeq and is a predicted model, not a curated record. Lineage: Eukaryota; Fungi; Basidiomycota; Agaricomycetes; Corticiales; Punctulariaceae. The transcript has 12 exons. The coding region runs from base 1 to 1602 and encodes 533 amino acids. Gene Ontology annotation, molecular function: pseudouridine synthase activity; RNA binding.